Encephalitozoon intestinalis ATCC 50506 is the source of this 576-nucleotide messenger RNA. RefSeq lists its product as uncharacterized. The record is from RefSeq and is a predicted model, not a curated record. Bases 1 to 576 code for a protein of 191 amino acids. The transcript has a single exon. NCBI's taxonomy places the organism in Eukaryota, Fungi, Microsporidia, Unikaryonidae.
AUGAUUAAGGAAGCCAUCGAGAGAAAGAAGACAGCAUGGAAGAAUCUGGCGAAAAGAGAUAUUUACGGAUACGAUAAGCUGGUAAGUAUUCUUGAUCCCGGUAUGGAUUUUGGUCCGGAGAUAUCUCUAAAGAGAAAAAUAAUGGGUAUGCUCAAAUCAUCUGCCAAUCGGGAAAAUACAUCAGACGAAAGAAGAAUCAUCAAUGGAAUUCUUAAAAGCGAAAAGGGAAUCACAGGAGACAUUUCUUUUGCUCUCCGAGUUCAUUAUGACUUCUGCACCAGAAAUAAGACAACCUCCUCAUUGAGUAGUCUGGAUAGGGAAUAUGGGAAGAUGCUUAACUUUAUUCUUUAUGACAGGCCUGAAGAAGAAAUGGAUCUGUGUAAUAUAGACCAUCCGUUCUAUAACGAGGUGGCCCUAUUCAAUUUAUUUGUAAAGUGUAAAGACAAUGUUCUAGAGUUGGAUAGGGAAGCUUUAAAGAAGAAUGUAUUUCAUACGAUUAACGAAAGAGGAAUAAGAGAUUUCAUUGGAGGAAAGGUAGAAAGGCUUUCAGCAGCCAGGGAAGAUCGAGGUGAUUAA